Molecule: messenger RNA, 1837 nt
Organism: Cylicocyclus nassatus
Lineage: Eukaryota; Metazoa; Nematoda; Chromadorea; Rhabditida; Strongylidae
Source: the annotation of a GenBank genome assembly
AUGGCUAUUGUCAUUGGCGUUGCGACACGACGACGAAGCAGCAAAUUCCGAGCCGUGACAGGCCUGCUUUGGUCCGAAUGUGCCAACCCUAAUGACUGCGACCUCACAUGCGUCUCCGCUAAUGGCCAGCUAGGUACCGGAGAAUCAGGGAAGUCGACAUUCAUUAAACAAAUGCGAAUUAUUCACGGGAAUGGUUAUUCGGAUGAAGAUAAGCGGGCUCAUAUUCGACUAGUUUAUCAAAAUGUCUUCAUGGCCAUACAAUCAAUGAUUCGCGCUAUGGAUACGCUUGGCAUCGAAUUCGGCGACCCUUCAGAAGAGUUACAAGAGAAAGCAGCGGUCGUACGUGCUGUGGACUUCGAAAGUGUAACGUCGUUCGAAGAGCCUUAUGUAUCGUACAUCAAGGAACUCUGGGAAGAUAGUGGUAUUCAAGAAUGUUACGACCGCCGAAGGGAGUACCAGCUCACUGACUCUGCUAAAUAUUAUCUAUCGGAUCUCCGACGGUUAGCAGUGCCAGACUAUUUGCCGACAGAACAAGAUAUUCUGCGGGUUCGAGUACCCACAACCGGUAUAAUAGAAUAUCCCUUCGAUUUGGAGCAGAUAAUUUUUAGGAUGGUUGACGUCGGAGGACAGCGUUCUGAGCGGCGGAAGUGGAUCCACUGCUUUGAGAAUGUCACUUCGAUCAUGUUUCUUGUUGCGCUUUCCGAAUACGAUCAAGUCCUAGUCGAAUGCGACAAUGAAAAUCGUAUGGAAGAAUCGAAGGCGCUGUUUAGAACAAUUAUCACAUAUCCAUGGUUCACAAACUCGUCAGUGAUUCUCUUCCUGAAUAAGAAGGAUUUAUUGGAAGAAAAAAUUCUCUAUUCACACUUAGCUGACUACUUUCCGGAAUACGACGGUCCGCCCCGAGAUCCGAUAGCUGCACGCGAAUUUAUUUUGAAAAUGUUCGUCGAUUUGAACCCGGAUGCUGACAAGAUCAUUUACUCCCAUUUCACAUGUGCUACAGAUACGGAAAACAUCCGAUUCGUGUUCGCUGCUGUGAAAGACACGAUUCUGCAGCAUAAUCUCAAGGAGUACAAUCUGGUGUAGCGCUUCGUCGUCAUUGCUGACGAGUCGUCGUAUCGCCGGGUGCUUGUCUUUCGUUGGUUCGUUGUUCGUGCGUCGACGUCAAAGUCGACUAGACUGCCCGCGUGAGCCGCCGCCGUUGAAUCGCCUAGGAAUCGUUGCUUGCUCGGCUGCCAAGCGUCGUCGUGUCGUUGUCCUCGCUCAUCUCACCCCAUCUACCGAUUAAUUAUUCUCUGUAUUUCCUCCCAUAGUUUGCUCGCAGCGCCCGUCUAGGGGGUCUCCGUCCUAUGUCACUGUUUCUCUUCGUAUUCCGUCAGAAGGUGCGCGCGGAUGCUUCGCACUGAAAGUGCCACAGAUGGCGCGGCGCUCUCACCCCCAACUCUCCACUUUCGCACUCUUUCCGCUGAUCGCUCUCUCGCUGUAUCAGUUUCGAGCGUCCUGCCUAAAUAAUGGCAUACCCCCUUUAGCACUCCCCUGCAUGGGUAUCGGUAACUCUUAUUAUGUAUAUACCGACGUAUCCCUAGUCACGAUUACAUGCUUCCAAACCCCAGAUCCCCCAUCCACAACACUUCGCAACACUUCAGUUUGACCCUCUCCUAUAGUUCUUCUUCUUACCACACAACACGCAACGUAACACCACUUAUAUAUUGUAUCAAAUAUUUUCGAUAGUUUUUAAUUCAUAUUUAUUAAUUUUGAACUCAUUUUGUGUAAAUGUUUUGUGGAUAUGGUUAUUUCAUUGAAUUUUGUUUGUUUUACAGAAAAUAAAUGAGCCAAAAUU